Molecule: messenger RNA, 2147 nt
Organism: Hansenula anomala
Lineage: Eukaryota; Fungi; Ascomycota; Saccharomycetes; Phaffomycetales; Wickerhamomycetaceae
Gene: MTC4
Product: Mtc4p
Exons: 1
Coding region: 67-2088 (673 amino acids)
Source: RefSeq, a predicted model, not a curated record
UAAACUGAGGGUUUCACAAGGAAAUGGUUAUAUAAAGAAGAGUUUUGAGAAAGAGAUUAGAGAUCAAUGAUAAGUCAUAAAGCAUUUGGAGACUCGGGCAAGUUCAGUCCUGAAGAUCCGUUAUCAACGAGAAGCUUUAAUCAUGAUCAUGAAACUAGACGAGUAUCAACUGCUUCAUCAUCAUCAAGAAACAGCGGUGUUGAUAUGAGAAGACUCUCAUUCGGCAAUUCCUUGCAAGUGCCCAAGAAUCAUCAACAACAACACCAACAUCAUGAGCAACAACCACAACAGAUUAAUACAGAUAAUCAGCGGCGUAAAUGGAAUAGGUAUCGUCAAAGUGAGGGUUUUGAUUUCGAUCCUUUAGGUGGUGGGUUAUCUUCAUUAGCAAAAGGCAAUAGAUCUUUGAGUUCAAGUCCUAAAAGUGGCUCUACUACAGCAAAUGAUCAAGAGAGUGGUGGAUCAAACAAUAAUAACGACUCAAGUAUGUUGCGCCAAAAUGCUCAAAGUGAAGAAGAGAAGGAAAAAGUAAAAGAAGCUGGACAAUUGGCUUCAGUAUUUUUGGAAAUGAGGAAAAACAUAAUGAGCGAUUUCAAUAUAGAUCUUGAACAUAAUGAAAGUUUGGAUUUAGAAAGAGAUAAAAACAUUCCUGGCCAAGUUCGUCUAAGAAACAUCUCAAGAGCCACUAUUCAACGAGCUGAGAAAGUUAAAGUGAUGUUAAAUCUAUACUAUUUUUAUGUUUUCAACACUCAAAGAGAGACCCAACCAAAAUUUGCAGGUGUUGAUGGGGUUUAUAAUCCAUUACAAGUUAUAAGAAACAGAAGAAUAAGGAAAAAAUAUCAUCAACCUCCAAAACUAGCUAUAAAAACAUUACCUUAUGCCUCAACUGUUUUCAGUCGGUCCAAGCAUAAGUUGGUAUGGCAAGUUGAUCUGACCGAACUAACUUAUGAUUUUAAUUGGAGAGCUCAACAUUGGCAUGAAUUAGUAAACCCCCUUGGGGAAUUAUGGUUCCCACCUGAAGAUGAUGGAACAGGUAAACAUCAUCAUCACCAUCGUCACCACGAUCACCAUCACCCACACUUGUCAAAUCAUCAUCAUCACUCAUCCGAAAAGGAACUUUCAUAUAUUCAUGACAAAUUGUUUGAAAAUGAUGCAACAGAUGAGUAUGACUCAAGUAAUAAUAGUUCAAAAGAUGAUGUUACCUCAAUGGCAACUAGAUCUAGAAAAAGAGAUAAAUUAACUUCAAAGAUUAGAAGAAGAUCAAAAUCACCAUAUAAGAAGAAGAAAGAACAAGAUAGCAAGGAGCAGUUAAAUGAUGGAUUUGAAUAUAGUGGAGAGAGAUCUAAUGCUGAUUCGUUAGGCUCGAAUUUGUUCCCUAUGGAGAGUAAUGGCUCAUUCAAGGGUAAUUUAUUAAAUGAUAUCUCUAUUGAGCCGAUAAAGAAUCAUCAAAGAGUUUUAUCAAGCAGUGAUUCAAAUGGACAAAGCAAUGAUGGAGGUACAGGUACCAAUAUUACAGGCUCAUCAAGCUCUAAAGACUCUGAUGACCUAGAGAUUGAAGAAUUGAAAGCCCUGAAUAACUAUUUACAAAAACUUCGUAAAUUGGAUGAUUUAAUGAAUUUUGGGGAACACCAUUUAACAGUCAAAGAACGUGAAUAUUCUCAACUGAUUAAUUUCCAAAAAGUUAUCAAGGAAAGUGAACAAAUCCGUCAAAAUUCAAGAUAUUUGAAGGAAAAUGUAUUGACUAAGUAUGAUGGCUUAAUGAAUGAAAAAUCAUCAUCUUUGGAAUACUAUCAAAAUGAAUUGACAAACAAUUAUUCACCAAGAGUUGAUAAGUUAUUGUUACUAUCUGAUAGAACUAUAGGUGAAGUUAAUACAACUCUAUCAUUAGAAGUUAGAAAAUUAAGUGAACGGUUGGAAAAGUUGGGGCCUUCUUAUAAAAGAGCAGGUUCUUUGGUUAGUUUGGCAUAUUGGUUAUUGGAAAAUUUAAUUGUUUUGUUGUUAUGGAGUAUAUGGAUUGGGUUUUCUAUUGGAAGAAUGUUUAGGUUUUUCAUUAUGUUGAUUUGGAAGGUUAUAAAAUGGGUAUUUUAUUAAAAGGUCAAAAGAGUCUUUCCAGUGAUACGAGUAAAUACUCAUAACUACGACAUUCGUUG